CCGCCCGCCCCGCUCCGCUCCGCAGCCGGAGGGAGGAGGUGCAGCCCCCGGGCCUCUCCCAGCCCCGCGCGCUCGCUGCGUGCGCUGUUUACUCGGGCCUUGCCGGAGAGCGAGCGAUGGCUGCAGCUGGCCGCGGCUUCGGGCAACAGCAGCAGCAGCAGCAGCAGGCGCCUCCGCAGUGAGUCCCCGCCCGUCCCCACCGCGCCUCGCUGGGCCCGGCCUGGUCCCCGCCGCCGCCGCCGCCGCCUCCUCCUCCUCUUCUCCCACCCCCCGCCGGCCUCGCCCCGCUCCGCUCCCGCCGCGCCCGCCUCAGCUCGGCUGCGCCGCGGAGAAGAUGGCGGAUCGGGCGGAGAUGUUCUCGCUCUCCACCUUCCAUUCGCUCUCGCCGCCGGGAUGCAGGUCCCUCCAUGGAAGGCAGCAGAGGGUUGGUGGGAAGAGAUGUUGGCUAGCUGGACAGAGGCCCCCUCAGGACAUCAGCCUUGAGGAGUUUGAUGACGAGGAUUUGUCUGAAAUCACCGACGACUGCGGCAUCGGCCUUAACUACGACUCGGACCACUAUGAGAAGGACUGCCUGGUGCUGGAGAGAUGUGAACAGUCCCACCCCAUCUGUACUUUCCAGGAUGAUUUCCAGGAGUUUGAGAUGAUUGAUGACAAUGAAGAAGAGGAGGAGGAGGAAGAAGAAGAAGAAGAGGAAGGGAAUGGGUUGGAGGAGAAGCUGCCCUCCCCCUCCCUAUCCCCCAUCCCCUCACCCAUGGCUGAGGAGACCCAGAAGCAUCGUCCCACCACGCUCAACCUGACUGCGCCAGGCACACAGGACUCCCUGAACAACAACAGUGGCUGCAACCUGCCCCCCGCUCUGCAGCGGGCCACCUGGCAGGAGACCCUGCUCCACUCCUCCUCUUCCUCCUCCUCUUCGGCAUCCCACGCAGAGCGAUCGUCCCCCUCGCACCCGUGUCUCCUGGACGGGCCCUGCGUGGACGUGCAGAGCAGCAAAGACUCUGCUCCCGCCCAGGCGCCUUGCAAGCCUCCUCUCUACGACACAGAAGGCAACAGCCAGGAGCUGCGAGGGCCCCCGCCUGCGGGCCGAGCUGGGGAGGAUUACAACAUGAAUCUGGUCCCUUCUUCGGUGUCCCGCUUGAGACCCCCUGCUGCCAAGCCCCUCGAUGCCCCCCAAGGCUCUGCCCUGGGCCAAGAGUGCCCUUCCCCCAGCACCAGCCCCCGCAGGACACCCGACACAGACAGCUACUGUGCCAGGUUUCAGAGGGAUGCGGCGGGCAGCCGGGAGAAGGAGCAAGGCGUUGGGGGCCCCGUGGGCUCUGCUGGGGCGAAGACAUGCCAAGGCCCCCCCACCUCCCUGGCUGAGCAGGGCAGCACCCCCCUCUCUGACGAUGAGCUGCGGAAGGGCGACCAACAGGCUGGCCCCGGAAGGCAGCUUCCUUUGGGCCCCGAGACCAGCCCACGCAGGAUGGUGGCCGAGCUGCUCAGCUCAGAAGGAGAGGGUGGCCGCAGGAGCCAAGCGGCCAGCCUGAGAGGGCUGCCAUCUGCCUCGUCGGAUACCACGUCUCCCUCGUCGGACCCUGGCAUCGAGGCCGACCUCACCAGCCGCAACUCAAAGGCCUUCCUACCUUGCAGCCGGCACAGCGAGGACCUCAGCUCACCUGGCUCGGAUUCGGACAUGGAGGGAGAAAUUGAAGCCGCCUUUGGCCGCAGUGGGACCCGCCUGGCCAGCAACAUGAUCUCCAGCAUCUCGGAAACAGAGCUGGACCUGAGCAGCGACAGCAGCAGUGGACGCUCCUCCCAUCUCACCAACUCCAUUGAGGAAGCCAGCUCGCCUGGAUCGGAGGGGGAGUUGGAGGCAGAGCUGGACGCCCAGGGGGUGAUGGGCCUGAAGGACACCCUUCUGCUCGAUACAGCCAAGGAUGAGGAGGACCUGGUGCUGCCCCCCGACGAGAGCCUGGCGGCCCUCAAGAUAGAAGAGUUCUAUGAGGACCCCUCUGCUCCCAUUGGCCAGACUGAGGUGUCUGCCCCAGGACCUCUGGAGCUGGAGAUCAACCCUGACCACAGUCUGGAGAGUUUGCGCCGUUCCUUCUACCUGCCGGUGGGGCCAAAACUCAUGCCCGAGGGAGACGACGAGGACGAAGCGGACAGCGAGUAUGAUUCCGAAUCCGACUCCGAGUCGGAGCCUGACCUGAGCGAAGACUCCGACUCCCCUUGGCUCCUCAGCAACCUGGUGAACAAGAUGAUCUCGGAGGGCUCCUAUCCCAUCAAGUGCGCUGAUGAGUGCUUCCCAGCAGCCCAUUCCCUUUCGGACACCAUCUCUCCUGCCUCCGACCUGGAGCCUGAGAUCCCCAGUGAGGGCCCGAGCGAGACACAGCCAAGCAUUGAGCUGGUGGACAUGGAGACCCUGUGCUGCUCCCUGCAGAGCGCUGAAGAGGAGAAGCCCACGGGGGCCAGGCCUGCCCUCGAGCCGGAGCCUCUGGUGGGGGACACGGGGCCCUACCUGUUCCUGAGCAACCCCACCAACGACACCAUCACCCCCAUCUUCCCAGGGCGACCCCUCUCCGGCUGCUGCAACAACACCCUGCCCAGGGAGGCCUCCAGCAAGGUGGAGCCUGCCCCUUUGCUGGAAGGCUGGGGGGUGGACGGAGACCUGGACUCAGGCAUCCUGGAGGACAGUGACAUGAUUGACGACAUCCGGUUAGAGCACAGCGAGGGCCUGGACAUCUCCACCGCCCAGACCAACCGCUGCUUCAACCUGGCCUACUCCCCCGAGGAGGAGGAGGAGGAGGAGGUGCCCUGCUUGGGCAGCUUGAAGGACUCCCCCUCCUUCUCUGAGGAGCUGCCACUCCCCCCACCCGCCGUGGUGCUGGACGACUCCUUGGCUUAUGACUCCAUCAAGUACACCCUGGUUGUGGACGAGAACACCCAGCUGGAGCUGGUGAGCCUCAAGCGGUGCACUUCCGUGCUGAGCGACGACAGCGAAUUGCUCCGGGCCUGCGAUGCCACAGAACUGGAGGAUGCGGGCAGUGACUUUGGGGAGGGGCUGGUGGCACCUGAUGGGCGCAGCUGCUCCUCCUCGGAGGACUCUUCGCCGGAGGCCGACCUCCACUUCUCCAAGAAAUUCCUCAAUGUCUUUGUCAACAGCACGUCCCGCUCCUCCAGUACAGAGUCCUUUGGUCUGUUUUCUUGCAUGGUGAAUGGGGAGGAGCGGGAACAGACCCACCGAGCAGUCUUCAGGUUCAUUCCUCGCCACGAAGAUGAGCUGGAACUCGAUGUGGACGACCCCAUCCUUGUGGAGCUGGAAGAGGAUGACUACUGGUACCGGGGCUACAACAUGCGCACGGGCGAGCGGGGCAUCUUCCCCGCCUUCUAUGCUCACGAAGUGGUGAGCCCGGCCAAGGACGUGGCAGGCUUGAAGCGGAAUCCCUGCUGGGUGGAGCGUUUCAACGUCCAGUUCCUGGGCUCGGUGGAGGUUCCCUACCACCAGGGCAACGGCAUCUUAUGUGCGGCCAUGCAGAAGAUCGCCACCACCCGGAAGCUGACUGUCCACCUGCGGCCGCCGGCCACCUGUGACCUGGAGAUCAGCCUGCAGGGCAUCAAGCUCAUCCUGAUGGUGAACGAGUACAGCCGGGAGGAAGAGUGUGAGCGCUGCAGCCAUUUCUUCCAGAUGAAGAACAUCUCCUUCUGCGGCUGCCAUCCCCGCAACAGCUGCUACUUCGGCUUCAUCACCAAACACCCCGUGCUGAGUCGCUUCGCCUGCCACGUCUUCGUUGCCCAGGAGUCCAUGCGGCAUGUUGCAGAGUGCGUUGGCCGCGCCUUUCAGGAAUAUUACCAAGAGCACCUGGAAUUUGCUUGCCCCACAGAAGACAUUUACCUGGAGUAGGGAGUGAGCUGGCGUGCUUCCUGCUACCGCCCCCCCCCCCGCCAGAGACUCUGACCCAGCCCUCCCGGACCCUGUGCUCUGCCAGGCUCACCACAACCCACACCGCCAUGUUUUGCCCCAGUUCCCUGCAGGAGAGGGGCCAGAUGGGUGGGGAGCAGGGGCCAGCCAUGGGGCUGGAUCCUGCCCUUUUUGCUCUUCUCCUCUCCCCCACAGCAACAUCUAGCCUUGGCAGCAGCAGACGAUGCUUCCUAGGGUCCUCCCUCCUCAAAGCACCUGAGCAGGAUGAGGCCAGUCAGCCUGGUGGAGGUUAGGAUGACCCAAAGAAAGGGCUGGGGGGCUGGGGUGGGAGCUGCGGAAGGGUGGCAAAGGAUCAGGGUGGCGGGUCAAGGAGUGGCACUUUCCCAGAAAGCUCCCGUCUUUGCAUGGCGUCCCUUCUGGGGCUGGGAGGAAGGCUUGGAGCGUGAUGGUGAACGGCCCCCUGCCCCUGCUCCCCCCGCCAGAAAUGCUCCGCUGGGGGAAGGACCAAGAGCCAGCUGCUCCCCUCCAACCCCAACCCAUUCCUCCUUCUGGGGGCAAGAAGGGGCCCCUACUCUCCUCCAGCGGGGGUGCCCACUCCUGGGCCGGGUUAGGGCUCCCUCCCGCUCCUGGGCUUCUUGGCCUCAUUGCCUUGGUUCCCUGCUCUGGGAGCUGGCUGCCCCCUCUACAGUCCAGGGCGAUGCUGCAGACCCCCACCCCUCCCCCCUCCCCGCUUCUGGGUCCACCCACUCUGCCCACCCCCCCCCCCCACUGGGGCACCUGCAUGCUGCUCAGGAGCGGAGGGGGAGAAGGGUCUGUGUGCAGAGUGGGCGGAGCAGGCAAAGGAGGAGCCCAGCGGACUCUCAAGGGCUCUCCUGCUCCAGGAGCUCAAGCCUUCUCCCCACGGGAAGGGGGGUGGGAAGGGAAGCACACAGCAGGCAUAAAGCUGUGGGUCAGCUCACUCGCCCUCUGUUGGGGUCCACGGUAGCAGCAGCCUCCGCCCCCCGCCCCCCCCCCCCCGCUCUGUUGCUGAAUCACGAGUGUCUCUGGGUGGGAGUGCUGCCCCGGCCCCCUCCCCCACUGGGCUCCCCCCACCUCUCCCCCCCCAUGCGCCCCCUCCUGCCCCCCACUGCUGUGCCUGGUGACCUCCUUUGCUUGCCAGCCCUGCCUGUCUCCACCCAGUACUAGCUGACUGACUAGCGCUCACCGCUGUCCGUAUAUGUAACAAGAUGUAUCUGUAGCCUGAACCAAGCGGAGCAGGGACGGUUCCAGCCCCGGUUCCAGGCCCUUCCUCCUCACUGCCUUGUCAUGGAGUUGGUCUUUCAAUAAAAUAUAUGCUUGGUGUCA
Hemicordylus capensis (graceful crag lizard) is the source of this 5245-nucleotide messenger RNA. It is a transcript of the gene MAPK8IP2, whose product is annotated as mitogen-activated protein kinase 8 interacting protein 2. The transcript has 13 exons. Bases 335 to 3883 code for a protein of 1182 amino acids. The record is from RefSeq and is a predicted model, not a curated record. Gene Ontology annotation, molecular function: protein binding. NCBI's taxonomy places the organism in Eukaryota, Metazoa, Chordata, Lepidosauria, Squamata, Cordylidae. Gene Ontology annotation, cellular component: cytoplasm. Gene Ontology annotation, biological process: regulation of JNK cascade.